Messenger RNA from Arabidopsis arenosa, 2150 nucleotides. Lineage: Eukaryota; Viridiplantae; Streptophyta; Magnoliopsida; Brassicales; Brassicaceae. The record is from the annotation of a GenBank genome assembly.
CUUCAGUUGAAGUAAGUUUCCAUAUUUGGAAGAAAAACGGUUCUCUUCUUUCCAUCUUAUUCACGGUGAAGCCCUAAAUUAAUGAAGCAAUCGUUCGAAGGGUUCAUGCAAACUGCGAUGGAGAAGAAGACACUCGAUUCCGACAAUCUUAUGAAGCCCGUAUUCCUCACCAAAGCUCAGAGAGAAGAAUUAGCCCUAAAACGCCGUCAGGAUGAAAUCGCCGAUCGUGAUCGCUGCCUCGUUCAGAUCUCUCGCUCCAACCCCGCCGAUAAUGGCGAUGGAAACCGUUACAGAGAUCGGAAACGAGAGCGUCAUUCAGGCAGUGACCGUAAACGAGACAGAGAGAGCGAUCGAGAGUUUCGUGAACGUGACGUCAAAGCUAGGGUUGAGAAAUUAGAGAAGCUAAAGCGCGAGAAAGAGAUUAACGCAAUGAAAGAGCAAUACCUAGGAACUACGAAACCUAAGAAGAGAGUCAUCAUGAAGCCGAGCAAGAGUUUCUGUUUCGAUUGGGAGAACACUGAAGAUACUUCAAGUGGAGAUAUGAAUGUUCUCUACCAAAACCCUCAUGAAGCUCAGCUUCUGUUUGGGAGAGGGUUUCGCGCGGGAAUAGACCGCCGUGAGCAGAAAAAACUAGUGGCGACUAAGCACUCUAGAGAGAAACGUGAGGAAGAAGAUAAGCAUUGGAGUGAGAAGAAGUUAGAGGAGAUGAGUGAAAGAGAUUGGCGUAUUUUCAAGGAAGAUUUCGAUAUUUCUUACAAAGGAUCCAAGAUUACUCAUCCGAUGAGGAGUUGGGUAGAGAGUAAGCUUAGUUACGAGCUAUUGAAUGCAGUGAAAAGAGCUGGAUAUGAGAAACCUAAACCUAUUCAAAUGGCAGCUAUACCUUUAGGACUUAAACAGCGUGACGUUAUCGGUAUUUCACAGACGGGUUCUGGCAAAACCGCGGCUUUUGUUUUGCCAAUGUUGGCUUACAUAUCUAGAUUGCCACCAAUGAGGGAAGAGAAUCAGACAGAAGGUCCUUACGCGCUUGUUAUGGCUCCUACAAGAGAGCUUGCACAUCAAAUUGAAGAAGAGACGGUUAAGUUUGCGCGUUAUCUUGGGUUUAAGGCAAUCUCUAUCACUGGUGGGGAGUCAAUUGAGAAACAAGCGUUGAAACUAUCACAAGGAUGUGAGAUUGUGAUUGCUACACCUGGUCGAUUGCUAGAUUGCCUUGAGAGAAGGUACGUGGUGUUGAACCAAUGUAACUAUUUAGUUCUUGAUGAAGCUGACAGGAUGAUUGACAUGGGUUUUGAGCCGCAGGUCGCGGAAGUGUUAGAUGCAAUGCCUUCGAGUUAUUUGAAACCCGAGAAGGAAGAUGAAGAGCUCGAGGAAAAGAAGAUUUACAGAACUACGUACAUGUUCAGUGCCACUAUGCUUCUUAGUGUAGAGCGUCUCGCUAGAAAGUACUUGAGGAAUCCAGUUGUGGUCACAAUUGGAGAAACCACAAAGUUUAUCACUCAACAAGUUGUCAUGACCAAAGAAUCAGACAAGUUCUCAAGGUUAAAGAAACUGAUUGACGAUCUCGGUGAUGAUAAGACAACGAUUGUGUUUGUGAAUACCAGGAACAAGGUUGAUUACAUUGUCAAGAAUCUAGAAAAGUUACCAAGGUGUCGUGUGACGACAUUACACGCAGGGAAGUCACAAGAACAGAGAGAUUAUAGCUUAGAAGAAUUCAAGAAAAAGAGAUUCAACGUUCUUGUUACAACAGAUGUUUUAGGUCGAGGGCUUGAUAUUCUUGAUUUGGCACAAGUCAUCAACUACGAUAUGCCUAACACAAUGGAUCUUUAUACGCAUCGGAUUGGACGAACAGGACGAGCAGGGAAGACAGGUGUUGCGACAACGUUCUUGACUCUUGAGGAUAAAGAUUUGUUUUACGGUCUGAAACAGAAGCUUAUUGAGUGUAACAGUUUGGUGCCACCUGAACUUGCGAGACAUGAAGCCUCUAAGUUUAAACCAGGAACCAUUCCUGAUAGAUUCUCCCAUUUUUAGGGGAUCUGGUGUCACUGUUAGCUAACGAUGACUUGAUUCAAUACUAUGUUGGAAAAUAUACAAUUUUAUUUAUAUAUUGCAAUUGAUGCUUCACAUACGUUUUUUAUUAAAAGAUAAUAGUUAAG